Rotaria sp. Silwood1 is the source of this 939-nucleotide messenger RNA. The record is from the annotation of a GenBank genome assembly. NCBI's taxonomy places the organism in Eukaryota, Metazoa, Rotifera, Eurotatoria, Philodinida, Philodinidae.
AUGUCAGCCCAGGUGUUUUAUGAAGUCUGGAAAAAUUAUCAAUCUGGUCCAUUCUUAAUUGAAAAUACAGACAGGACUACACUCGCCAAGGGCACAGUACCAACUUAUUACCAGAUUCGUACAAUCGGGAAACAAAUCCGUAUUAACUACUGGUGGUUUUAUGGCUAUCAACACCCAUGCUUCUUAGAUGAGGGUGCACAUAAUGGUGACUGGGAACAUGUAAUGGUAAUUCUGACAGAAGAUCGCAGUGCUGUAGCUGCUAUCAGCUUUUAUCAACAUGGUCAACAUUACACUCGCAUUGCAGGUCCACGUGAUGCACCAUGCACUCCUAGUGGAAUUGGUCGUUGCUCUGGAUCUUAUGGUUUUUACAGUAGCGGUACUCAUCCAGUCGUAUAUGCUGGCAAACUUGCACACGGCUCUUUUCAUGACAGAAAUGCAUUUAGUCCUCCAGCAGGUGGUGAAUGUGCAUACUACGGUGAUUUUCGCAAUCCGGAAUCAAGUGCUGAUUACUUACAAACAUGGAAGAAUCUGAUCGAUCUUGAUGGAAACGAGGAGUCCUGGAUUGCAGAAGAUAGAACCGCUACUUGGGUAUGGGGUCCAGAUGGUGUUAGUAAACAUCCAACCCAACAUGAUCCAGCUGAUGCUGAACAUUCGAUCGCCUGUGAAGGAAGCGCAACAUAUGGUGUGGCUAAUGCAGGUUGCUAUCAAUCUGAAUGCUUGUCUGGAGAUGACGAGACUGCAACAGCGUGCUUGAAAGAAUGCAAGGUUGGUUAUGUCAAUAUCGGUCUUUAUUGCCAAAAGGGCCGCUGGCCGUGGGAAAUGCAAUUCUACAAUCGUCUGUCGGGGUCAAACUCUUACUCCUACUCUUACACUCUACCACACGAAGAUGUUGGCUUGAGCCGUCGUCGCGACGAUCAAAGCGAAUGGCAACUACCAUAG